Messenger RNA from Capsicum annuum, 813 nucleotides. RefSeq names its product filament-like plant protein 4. The annotation marks the transcript as partial. Lineage: Eukaryota; Viridiplantae; Streptophyta; Magnoliopsida; Solanales; Solanaceae. The transcript is spliced from 2 exons. The record is from RefSeq and is a predicted model, not a curated record.
GGUAAACAGGAAAUCAAGAAACCUAAAUAUGUGCAAAUUUCCGUUGAAUCUUAUUCACAUUUGACUGGACUGGAGGAUCAAGUUAAGUCUCUUGAGGAACAAGUGAGUGGCUUAGAGGAUGAUGUCAAGGAUUUGAAUAAAAAGUUGGCUGCUGCACAGUCAGAAAUGACUAAUAAGGAAAACCUGGCUGAGUCAGAAGCUGCGAAACUGAAAAAUCACCUGGAAUCCGUUACUCUUUUGAAGCUUACUGCUGAAGACAGGGCAUCACAUCUGGAUGGUGCACUGAAAUUACAUCUGGAUGGUGCACUGAAGGAGUGCAUGCGGCAGAUACGAAAUUUGAAAGAAGAACAUGAACAAAAGCUGCAUGAUGUGAUUCAGAAUAAAACCAAGCAGUUUUACAAAAUGAAGCAUGAGUUUGAAGCAAAAUUAGCUAACCUGGACCAACAGUUACUCAGGUCUGCAGCGGAAAAUUCUGCACUCUCAAGGUCUUUGCAGGAGCGUUCUAGCAUGGUGAUACAGCUCAGUGAAGAAAAAGCCAAAGCUGAAGCAGAAAUUGAGAUUUUGAAGAGCAAUAUCGAGUCAUGUGAAAGGGAAAUAAAUUCUCUGAAAUAUGAACUCCAAAUUAACUCAAAGGAACUAGAAAUUCGUAUUGAGGAGAAAAAUAUGAGCGUACGGUCUGCAGAAGUUGCAAAUAAGCAACACCUGGAGGGAGUGAAGAAAGUUGCAAAAUUGGAAGCAGAGUGUCGGAGACUACGUGGUCUUGUACGGAAGAAGUUGCCUGGGCCUACAGCCUUGGCCCAGAUGAAGCUUGAG